GAUGAAUCAUGGCAACGGUUUUACAGAGCAGAACGACAUGUAAUUUGCUAGAAAGUGACUUAUCUGGCAACAGGACAAAGCCCCACCUUAUAGAGCUUCCCUUAAUAAAGCACAUCAUCUUCCUACGGUCCAAUAUACACUUGGUCUCGGUCUGAGGAGACACGACGCAGCCCAACAUGACGACCAAGAACGAUUCUGCUAAUGACACCAUACUAGAUAAGUACUUACCCUGCAACAACACCAACAUAAUGGCCUUCAGCAGAGUCUUCCUCCCUACACUCUACAGCAUCGUCUUCAUCGUGGGGUUCAUCGGCAACUGCCUGGUUGUUUGUGUCCUGGUCAAGUUCCACAAAAAGUCCAACAUGUCAGAUGUGUGUCUCUUCAACCUGGCGCUUUCAGACCUCCUCUUCCUUCUCUCAUUACCUUUCUGGGCUCACUACGCCCUCACCAGUCAGUGGACCUUCGGGAGCUUCAUGUGCCGUACAGUGACAGCGUUCUACAUGCUGGGAUUCUAUGGAAGCAUCUUCUUCAUGAUCCUUAUGACCAUUGAGCGCUACAGUGUCAUUGUCCAUACCCAGACCUCCCUGUUCUCUAAGCACCGGUCUGUCAGAGCUAGCAUAGCCCUGGUUUUGUUUAUGUGGACACUUAGCCUGGGAGCUUCUCUGCCCACCGUCAUUUGGGCACAAGUGAACAAUAAAUCAGAAGUAUGGACAUGCAGUUUGGAAUAUCCAAAAGGAACAAAGUGGAGGUCUUUCUCUUACAUGGAGUUGAACAUCCUUGUUUUAAUUAUUCCUCUGUCAGUGAUGUUGUUCUGCUACUCGCGCAUCAUCCCUAUCUUAAUGACCAUGAAGUCUCAGAAGAAACACAGAGCUGUCAGGCUCAUGCUGGUCUUGGUCAGUGUUUUCUUCCUCUUCUGGACACCUUACAACAUCGUCAUCUUCCUGAAAUUCCUGCAGUAUCUGGAUUACAUGAGCACUUGUAAGUGGUAUCAGGACCUGACCAUGGCUAUGCAGUGGGUGGAAACCAUAGCGUUCUGUCACUGCUGCAUCAACCCCAUCAUCUACGCCUUUGUGGGGCAGAGAUUCAGGAAUUUAUUUCUAAAGAUCUUGAAAUUGUGGUUUCCUUGUUGCUUUGGUCGCUGUACUACAACUGAAAGUGAGCUGUGAAGAGGACCAUUAGGUACUCCUCAGAGAUUUCUGGCACAAAGAUAAAACUAAAAGGUGGUUAAAACCAUUAUCACAUUUGUACUACUAUUAACUCUUAUUAUGCCUGGAUGGACAAUGUAGCCAUGUAAUGUGAAGACCUUAAUGAACACUGCGUUAUAAAAAUAAUAUAAUAUAUAAAUAAUAUAAAUGCUGUAUAAAUAAUAAAAAGAGUGAAUGAAACAAAUCCACAUCCAGCCAAUAAUUCAGCUUGUAUAUUCAUUUUAAAGGCUGCCAAGUGUGCAUGUUUUUUUCCAUGGAAGUUUAAAGUCAACUAAAUAACCAGUCAAACAGUUUACUUAAAGUCACAGAA
This is a messenger RNA of Tachysurus vachellii, 1515 nucleotides long. Its product is annotated as C-C chemokine receptor type 5-like. The transcript is spliced from 3 exons. Gene Ontology annotation, biological process: chemotaxis; G protein-coupled receptor signaling pathway; immune response. NCBI's taxonomy places the organism in Eukaryota, Metazoa, Chordata, Actinopteri, Siluriformes, Bagridae. Gene Ontology annotation, cellular component: membrane. The record is from RefSeq and is a predicted model, not a curated record. Gene Ontology annotation, molecular function: chemokine receptor activity. Bases 177 to 1166 code for a protein of 329 amino acids.